Acaulospora morrowiae is the source of this 1059-nucleotide messenger RNA. NCBI's taxonomy places the organism in Eukaryota, Fungi, Glomeromycota, Glomeromycetes, Diversisporales, Acaulosporaceae. The record is from the annotation of a GenBank genome assembly.
AUGUCCUUAACGGAUUUUUUGGCAGAUCAAUCAACCGGCUCUUGGGCCGAUGAAAUGGAUGAUUUACCUUCUGCGCCUGCCGCGUCGUAUUCAGGUUAUGGAGAAUCGGAAGAUUCACAUCGUCGUGGUAGUGGCUUCGGUGAUAGGAACAGAGGCUUUUCUUCGGGAAGAACAAAUUCUAGAGAUUCACGUUACGAAUCUCGUGAAUCGCCACGUGAAUCUAGAUUUGGUAAUCGUCAAGAACGAAUUCCUCAACCACUACCAACUUCUCCUCCAUACACUGCUCAUCUUGGAAACCUGCCCUUCGACGUAACUGAAGAUGAGGUGGCUGAUUUCUUCAAGAGUUCGAAGACUAUCAGCAUCAGAAUUCUUCGAGACAUUAAUGACAAACCCAAAGGAUUUGGUUAUGUUGAAUUUGAAGAUCUAGAAUCAUUGACAAAAGCAUUGGAAAUGAGUGGCGAGUCUCUGGGGAAUCGACCGAUCAGAGUUAGUGUAGCGGAACCUCGCGACCGCGAACAGCGUGAGGACCGUACCGCUGGGGACUGGCGACGGACAGCUCCCAGAGAGUCGCCGGUUUCCUCUCCGAGGAGUGAUCGUUUCGGAGGUGGACAGCGAGAGGAAAGGUGGGGAAGUGGUAGUGGAUUUCGCGAUCGAUUUGAUCGCAGUAAUGAACGGGGUGAUAGAAUUGAUAAGGGUGAUCGAGGGGAUCGUGGUGUCGAAAGAGUUGAACGUAAUAAAGGUGAUACGGAAUGGAGAGGCGGUGCUUUUAGUAUUAGUAAAUCAAACAGUUUUCGCGAUCGCCGAUCCGAAGAAAGAUUUGGUAAUCAUAGUAAUUCAAUGGGAAUAAGUCAAUCAAAAUUAAAAGUUGAAAAUUCAGUUUCUAUCCAUACCCGUGCAGUGGCAUCCGAUACUGGUACAUCUCCCCCUCCGAUGCGUAAAAAAUUGGAAUUGAAACCACGAGGUACAACUCAAAAUGAACCUUCACCUCCUCUCCGUUCGAGCAAACCGAAUCCCUUUGGUGAGGCCAAACCAAUAGAUUCUGAUGAAGCACUCAGAAGA